Molecule: messenger RNA, 2702 nt
Organism: Octodon degus (degu)
Lineage: Eukaryota; Metazoa; Chordata; Mammalia; Rodentia; Octodontidae
Gene: Tmem259
Product: transmembrane protein 259
Biological process (GO): positive regulation of ERAD pathway; response to endoplasmic reticulum stress
Cellular component (GO): endoplasmic reticulum
Source: RefSeq, a predicted model, not a curated record
GGUGCCCCGCGGACCGGCGGCGCUCUGGCUGGGCGGGUUCGCUGGUGUCGUAGACCCCGGUGGAAACGCGAGCGAAGGCGGCGACGGCAGUGGCCAAAGGCUGCGGCGUCCGGGACGUGUCUCGGGUACUCGCUGGCCCAUCGGGCGACGCGGGGAGACAUGUCGGAGCACGCGGCGCCUGCGGCCCCGGGGCCCGGGCCCAACGGCGGCGGCGGCGGCCCAGUCCCCGCGCGCGGCCCGCGCACCCCCAAUCUGAACCCCAACCCCCUCAUCAACGUGCGCGACCGGCUCUUUCACGCUCUGUUCUUCAAGAUGGCUGUCACCUACUCGCGGCUCUUCCCGCCCGCCUUCCGCCGCCUCUUCGAAUUCUUCGUGCUGCUCAAGGCCCUGUUUGUGCUCUUCGUGCUGGCCUACAUCCACAUAGUCUUCUCACGUUCACCAGUCAACUGCCUCGAGCACGUGCGGGACAAGUGGCCUCGUGAGGGCGUGCUGCGUGUGGAGGUGCGGCACAACUCCAGCCGCGCACCCGUAUUCCUGCAGUUCUGUGAAGGCGGUGCCCAGGGCAACUUCCCUGACCUGGCUGUAGAGCCCAGUGGCUUGGAGCUGAAGGAGGAGGAGGAGGAGGAACUGACCAUGGAGAUGUUUGGGAACAGCUCAGUCAAGUUUGAGCUGGACAUAGAACCCAAGGUCUUCAGGCCGCCCACUGGUACCAAGGCCCUGAAUGACAGCCAAGAGUUCCCCUUCCCUGAGACACCCAGCAAAGUGUGGCCACAGGACGAGUACAUUGUGGAGUACUCUCUGGAGUAUGGCUUCCUGCGGCUGUCACAGGCCACUCGGCAGCGCCUCAGCAUCCCUGUCAUGGUGGUCACCCUGGACCCCACACGGGAUCAGUGCUUUGGAGACCGCUUUAGCCGCUUGCUACUGGAUGAGUUCCUAGGCUAUGAUGACAUCCUAAUGUCCAGCGUGAAAGGCCUGGCCGAGAAUGAGGAGAACAAGGGCUUCCUGCGGAACGUGGUAUCGGGGGAGCACUACCGCUUUGUCAGCAUGUGGAUGGCUCGCACAUCCUACCUGGCUGCUUUUGUCAUCAUGGUCAUCUUUACCCUUAGUGUGUCCAUGCUGCUGCGCUACUCGCACCAUCAGAUCUUCGUAUUCAUCGGUGAGUCCCGGCUGGCUGCGGGGUGUGGGGUGGGCGGUCCCCAGACCCUCACAGGCGGCCCUGUGCCUGUGCCCGCAGUGGACCUGCUGCAGAUGCUGGAGAUGAACAUGGCCAUCGCCUUCCCUGCAGCACCCCUGCUCACCGUCAUCCUGGCCCUUGUUGGGAUGGAGGCCAUCAUGUCCGAGUUCUUCAAUGACACUACCACAGCCUUCUACAUCAUCCUGAUCGUGUGGCUAGCUGACCAGUAUGAUGCCAUCUGCUGCCACACGAACACCAGCAAGCGUCACUGGCUAAGGUUCUUCUACCUGUACCACUUCGCCUUCUAUGCCUACCACUAUCGCUUCAAUGGGCAAUAUAGCAGCCUGGCCCUGGUCACCUCUUGGCUUUUCAUCCAGCAUUCCAUGAUCUACUUCUUCCACCACUAUGAGCUGCCAGCCAUCCUGCAGCAGAUCCGCAUCCAGGAGAUGCUACUGCAGACCCCGCCACUGGGCCCAGGGACCCCCACGGUGCUACCAGAUGACCUGAACAACAAUUCGGGCACCCCUAAUGCCACCUCAGACCCUGCUGGCCAGCCCCUCGCCCUGGGUCCUGGCUCAGCUGGAACCAGCGGGGCCCCUGGGCCUGGGACCGGGCCUGCUGCGCCCAGUACCCUGGGUGCCAUGGCUGCCUCAGUGGCUGCGGCAGCCGGAGGUGACCUGGGCUGGAUGGCUGAGACUGCUGCCAUCAUCACUGAUGCCUCCUUCCUGUCCAGCCUGGGUGCCUCCCUCUUGGAGCGGCGGCCAGCCAGGCCCUUGAGCCCCAGUGGGGGUCUUCCCCGCAGCCCCCAGGACAGUGUCCCCCAGAGCGACUCCUUGGCACCCGACACAACCUCCCCAGUAGCCAGUGGGGGUGGGCCCGUCCCCGCACCCAGGACCCCUGCUGACUCUCCCCCCGAGGUCGGGUCCUGAGCUUGGCAGCUGCCACCUGUCCCUGGUCCCAGCUGGCGGACAUGACCUCGGAGUUCAUGGUGGGGAGGCAGUCCCUGAUGGGGCCAGGGCCCUCCCCUCCCCGAUUUGCCCGCCUGGGCUCUGGCGGUGGCCUUGACAUCAAUCAGGUUUGGGAGGGCCGGCCCUCCCUGGGCACCGGCCAGAUGUGUCCUGAUAGAAAGCUUAUGUGUGGUGGUCUGAAGGAGAGGGACAGCCACCGAAGGCUCUGGAAGGGCUCAGUGGGAGGUAAGGGGCACUGUCCAGGGGCAGGGCUCAGCAGCAGGUGACAGGUGGGGAGCGGCUGCGUCGGGCUGCGGGGCUCGGCCAGCCCAGCUGCCAGGUGCUCCCCAUACAGUGCCUUCUCCUUGGCCGCCCCUCCCUGCACCCUACAGCUUGGGGUUCCCAGGUGUGGAGCUGUGCUGCGGGCAUGGCCAGGGCCUAGGUGCCAAUGUCAGCCAGGCACUCGGGUGGCAGUGGGAGCCAGGUGCUUGGUGAGGAUGGGAGCAGCGUUCAUUCCACUCUAUUUAAUUGCAGUGUACAAAAUUGUGUUUGUAUAUAGAAUAAACUGUCUGUGGACAGCG